This is a messenger RNA of Thlaspi arvense, 2211 nucleotides long. NCBI's taxonomy places the organism in Eukaryota, Viridiplantae, Streptophyta, Magnoliopsida, Brassicales, Brassicaceae. The record is from the annotation of a GenBank genome assembly.
UUAAAACCAAAAAUAUGUAAAAAUCACUAAUGCGCUCAAAUUAAAAAUGUAAUGAUAAAAUAUGGGGGGUGAAUUGAAUGGAAUCUUAAACAAGAGGGGUCUUUUUGUAAAGUUUUACUUUAUUUUAUUUUCCCCUCCUUCGUUGGCUCUGGACAAAAGAUUGCUGGUGGAUUCGAAGAAUCUCUUCACGGUCGGUUCUUGACGACGGAAUCGCGCUCUUAAUCCUACUCUGUAUCUUCGCCGGUAUCACCUCAUCAAUCGCACAUUUCUCCGUUUGAUUUUGUAUCAGUUUUUCUCUUUGUAAAUCUGAAAUUUUUUUGAGGGAAAAUCAUGAAUUCGAACUUCGGGAAGAGAUCAUCCGGGUCGACCAAUAGCUUUGAUUUCGAUCUCGGGCUCGGAUCGAGCCAAGGCAGACCUCUGAAUGGCCAGAAGAGCCAAACAUCUUCCUAUUCAAGCUCGAAUUCGCAGCCGAGACCUGCGUGGCAGCCUGGUAAGCCGUCGUGGACGCAUCAACCGGCGCCGAAGCAGACGACGAUCCGAUCCGAGAUCGGAAGUGGACCGACUUCAAUGGUCGGCGAUAUCCACGGGAAGACGUGGGGUUCAUCUACCGGAUCGGGUUCUGGUAUUGGGAUCGUGAUCAAGGACCCGAGCUUGUUCGGAGAUCUGGUUGGAUCAGCCAUAGGAAAAAGCAGCGGAAACGUGCCGUUGAAGAAAGCACCACCUGCUUCAGCUUCAGGUUCGAACAAGAGCUCUUAUUCCAUGGGGAAUUUGGCCGAUUCGUUGCCAAAACCGGGUAAUUCGACGACAGGUGGCGGUGGCUGGGGCUAUGGCAGUAAACCGGGUGGUUUUUCAGGCGGUUACGCAAGCUCCGGUGGUAUGAAUCCCGGUGUUAAUGCUAAUAGCAGCAAUAAGACUCCAAAUCUCGGAGGUCCUUCAAUGAAAAGUAUGUCCGGGAGCAACCUGAGUGGAUCAGGUCUUCCUUCGAACGGUGAUCCGUUUGGUUCUUUGCUCGGUUUCGGGUCAAAACCAUCAGGAAGCAAAACCGGGAAGGCGAACAACAACAACACACAGAGCGAUGCGUUUGGGAAAUCGCAGAGUUCGUUCCAAUCUACUCCGAACGGUGGCGGUUCCGCGGGAUCAACCGCGCAAAACAACGACUUUGCGGGUUUCCAGAACGCGGCGAAAUCAAACGCGUUCUCAACGAGUAGCUUCGAUGCUUUUGGUGAGCAGUCAAGUGGUCCUCAACACUCAAGUGCAAACGAUGAUGAUCCAUUAGGAAUGUUUUCUGCUUCCAGUACCACAGCUGCACCGGCUGCACAGCCGCAGGUUGAAGAUUGGGGCUUUGAAAGCUUUGACGGUGGGGCUGGUUCGACCACCGAGCUUGAUGGGUUGCCGCCACCACCACCGGGUGUAUCAGCUACAUCAGCUAAGAGCAAGGGCAUUGACAACCAGAGACAGGGUCAGUAUGCUGAUGCCAUAAAGUGGCUCUCUUGGGCUGUGAUUCUCAUGGAGAAAGCUGGCGAUCAAGCUGGAUCAGCCGAGGUCCUUUCGACUAGAGCUUCUUGUUACAAAGAAGUCGGAGAGUAUAAAAAGGCUGUAGCAGACUGUACAAAGCUAUGGGUGUUAAUGACUCUUGAUGGAAUCAAUACUGACGAGAGUUUUGAGGUACUUGAUCACGACAAGAAGAACGUGAGCAUUAUGGUUCAACGAGCACUCUUAUACGAGAGCAUGGAGAAAUACAAACUCGGAGCUGAAGAUCUAAGGAUGGUUCUGAAGAUCGAUCCAGGGAAUCGAAUCGCUAGAAGCACCGUUCACCGCCUGACAAAAAUGGCUGGUUGAUUGAUUGAUUGAUCCUUCAUAUACCGAUAUAUAUCCUUAAAUGUCUCAAAGAGAAUCAAAAGACCCUUCAAAUCUCUACAAUAGUUCACAUUCGUCUAUCGUAUAUGGACCUUGCGUGUGUGUGUGUGUGUAUCCUUCCUGAGUUUUUGUGGGAUCUUCUAUAAAUGGGGUAAGCUUAUGCAGUACGAGGGUUCUGAAUGUAUUUUUUUUGUUUCGAUGGUGCGUUAUAUUUUGUUAAUUGCUUGUUAUCAAUUGGAUUCUGUUAUACACUACAUUUUUGAAUUUAUCACGGAAAAAUAUGUUUUCUCUUGUUAUUUUCUUACAGUCGAAAUUUGUUAUAAAACUAGUGUGUUUUUUAAUUUUUAGUUACAC